Racocetra fulgida is the source of this 162-nucleotide messenger RNA. The record is from the annotation of a GenBank genome assembly. Lineage: Eukaryota; Fungi; Glomeromycota; Glomeromycetes; Diversisporales; Gigasporaceae.
GAUUUCCCUGGUGAGAUGAUAAAUCUAGAGAAUAUACAAGUAGUCUUGCCUGAUGAUAUUUACUAUUUAUUAGUCGAUUAUUACAAUAAUUGUUAUAAAUCAACUUUUGUUCCUAUUAGUGAACUUAGACUAUCAACAACCAUUCAUCCACUUAUAAAUUAA